This is a messenger RNA of Numida meleagris (helmeted guineafowl), 2035 nucleotides long. It is a transcript of the gene KMT5C, whose product is annotated as lysine methyltransferase 5C. The coding region runs from base 550 to 1953 and encodes 467 amino acids. Lineage: Eukaryota; Metazoa; Chordata; Aves; Galliformes; Numididae. The transcript is spliced from 7 exons. Gene Ontology annotation, molecular function: histone H4K20 methyltransferase activity; protein binding. The record is from RefSeq and is a predicted model, not a curated record. Gene Ontology annotation, cellular component: nucleus.
GAUGCCCCGCGCGGAACGGCGAUGGGGUCGCGGCGCCUGACGGCGCGGGAGCUGUGCGAGAUCGAUGACCUGGCCACCAGCCUGGUGCUGGACUCCGUGCUGGGCUUCCGCACCCACAAGAUGGGCGUCAGGUGGGCGGGGGACGCGUCGGGGGUCCCAGAGUGCCCUGUUCCUAGAGAGGAGGGGUCCCCCAGUGCCCUAGCCGCCAGUAGCAGGGAGUUUCCGGGUGCUUCAUUCCUAAAGGGGGGGCCCCCCAUGUGCCCUGCUCUUUAGUAGAGCAGUACCCGGAGCGCGCCGCGUCCUAACGCGGGGUCCCCCAAAUGCCCUGUUCCUUAAGGGGAGAGUCCCCCAGCGCGCCGUUCCUAAACGGGAGGUACCCAGUGCCCCCACAGUGCCUUAUUCCUAAAGGGGGGAACCUCAUGCUGCCCUAUUCCUAAAGUGGGCGCGCCCCCCCGCUGCUCCAUUUCUUAAGGGGAUCCCCCAGUGCACCCCAUUCUUUUGUAGGAGGAGGUCCCCUCAGUGCGCCUCAUUCUUCAAGGGAGCGUCCCCAUGCACCCUAUUCCUAAGGGGUGGGGAUCCCGAAGUGCCCCAUUCUUUAGUAGGGGGUACCCCACUGCCAUGUUCCCAUCGGGCGGGGGAGGAGGGGGGAUCCCCAUAGUGCCCUGUUUCUUAAGAAGAGAGAUCCCCGCAGCGCCCCGUUCUUCAGGGGAAGAAUCCUCAACGGGGGUGGGGGGGCCUAGCAGCGAGGGCUCCCAAAGCCAUUCCCGUUGCUGCCGCCGCAGCCCCCUCCCCGCGCUGCGGCGGAAGCACCUCCUGCGGGCAGCGGUGGAAGGCUUCCGGCGGCGGCGGGACCUGGAGGCGGCGUGGCGGGCGCUGAGCGGGGCCUGGGCCGCGGCCUUCUUCCAGCGGCGGCGCCCGCUGCAACGCGCCGCGCUCAAGAGUCACGUUUUCCACUACCUGCGCAUCUUUCUGCCCGAGAGCGGCUUUGCCAUCCAGCCCUGCAGCCGCUACUCACUGGAGACCAACGGCGCCCGUGUUGUCUCCACUCGCACCUGGCAGAAGAACGAUACACUGGAGCUGCUGGUGGGCUGCAUUGCCGAACUGCGGGCUCACGAUGAGGCGCUUCUGCGCUCAGGGGAAAACGACUUCAGCAUCAUGUACUCCACCCGCAAGCAGUGUGCCCAGCUCUGGCUGGGCCCUGCUGCCUUCAUCAACCACGACUGCCGGCCCAACUGCAAGUUUGUGCCAGCAGAGGGGAAUGUGGCACGGGUGCAGGUGCUGCGGGACAUCGCACCGCAGGACGAGAUCACCUGCUUCUAUGGGGACAGCUUCUUUGGGGACAACAACGAGCGCUGCGAGUGCUGCACCUGCGAGAGGAAGGGUGAAGGCGCCUUCCGGAAGCGCAGUGGGGGGGCUCAGGCGGUGCCCCCCCCGUCACCCCCCAAGUACCUCCUGAGGGAGACGGACAGACGCCUGCGCUGCGCCAAGGGUCCGGGGGGGGCACGGGGCCACCCCCACCGACAGCACCGCCGUCGCCGCCGCCGCCGGCUUCGUGGCACCAGCCGCCCCCCAGCCCCGCGCCCCCCCCAGCUCCGCGUUGUCCUCCACGACUGCAUCUCUUGCGGGGAGGGCUGCCGCAUGCAGGGGAGGGAGCCUCUCGUCUGCCUGUGCCGCCAGCCCCCCGCGGCACCCCUCCCAGAGCCCCCCCCACCCCAGCCCGCCGCCGCCGCCCCCACCACCACCACUGUGCUCCCCACUUUGGAAGAUCCCAAGCUCUCCCUUUACGCCCACGUGCGGCUGGGGCCUGCUGGGGGGAGCUCCAGGGGGGGCCCGGCCAUGAUAUCCCCCCAGAAGCACCCGGGGGCGUUUGGGGCCACUGGGCGGCUGCGCCUCGUGGUCACCCACGGCGCCAUCGCCCUCGACGUGGCCCCCGGUGUCCUCCCCUCAAUUUAACUGGGGGGAGGAGGCACCCAACACCUACCUCACCCUGGGGGCAGAUCCCUUGGUGCUGGGGGGGGGGGGGCUCGAGUGGAAA